This is a messenger RNA of Tilletiaria anomala UBC 951, 1958 nucleotides long. RefSeq lists its product as uncharacterized. NCBI's taxonomy places the organism in Eukaryota, Fungi, Basidiomycota, Exobasidiomycetes, Georgefischeriales, Tilletiariaceae. Gene Ontology annotation, molecular function: peroxidase activity. Bases 326 to 1780 code for a protein of 484 amino acids. The transcript is spliced from 6 exons. The record is from RefSeq and is a predicted model, not a curated record.
CACGUCGCCUCCACAUGAAAACGUUGGGCGGCACGAUGGCGAGCAAGUGUGUCUAGGUGCAUCCUUCGCUGCUCUCCAAAGUCAGAUAGGCGGCAGCGUGGAUGUGCAACCGUCAAAGAGUACUUAAGGAUGUUCGUUCUUCCCCUCUACGCCUCUUUUCCGCAAUCAUCAGGUGCCACUCCUCCCCUUGGCUCCUCCUGCGUCCUUUUCCGUCUUCACCAUCUUCUCUUAAUCUUGUUUCAGGUCAGAGCUUUGACUCAACCAACGACUCCUGCCUCUCUCCGCCCUCAUUCAUUGAUCUCUUCCUAACUUCUAGUCAUUCAGCAUGAAACUCUCGCCCGCCUUCCUCGCCACGGCCUUCCUGGCCUUUACCAGCUCAGCCGUCGCGUUCCCUGAGUAUCUCGCUCGUGGCUUCAACAUCUACCCGUCAUCCGCCGCGACGGACACGCCACUGCAGGCUGCGUUCCGCAAGAAGGUGGCCGAGGUCAAGGCCGGCGGCGACGUGUUUGAGAGGCGCGCCAACACCACGCGGCGCAAUGAAAACGAGGAGUACCCGCGCACGAUCUUCUCCCUACUCAACCCGGAGGCGUUCGAUUACAACGAGCGCGACCAGUACAUCGACCUUACAUCCGACCAGCACAAGUUCAUCGCUCCGGGCCCCCGCGACAUCCGUGGACCUUGCCCCGGGCUGAACCUUCUCGCCAACCACAACUACCUCCCGCGCAACGGUGUCACCACUGUCGCGCAGGCCAUCGACGCGAUCAACCGUGUCUUUGGUGUGGAAGUCGAACUCAGCACCGCUCUUAGCGUAUACGCUGCCGUCUUCAACGGCAAUGUCUUGGACACGACCUGGUCCAUCGGCGGCCCCUACACACCAACUGGUAUCGCAGGAGGAGUCCUGGACCUGGCUGGAGGUGCGGAGCCUCAGGGCAUCAGCGCUCACAAUGUAUACGAGGGUGAUGCCAGCAUUGUUCGCGAGGACUACUACCAGCCAGGUGCCAACAACGACAAUGUCCACCUCAACAUACAGCUCUUUAAAGAGCUGCUGGAGCUCGGAGGCAACGACACCACCGUUGGCAAGGAUGUAUACACGUCCGACCUGAUGCUCAAACAUAAGAGCAUUCGCUGGGAGCAGUCCGUCCAGCGCAACCCUCUGUUCUACAAUUCGCCUUUCGGCGGCUUGAUCGUCACCACUGCCGCAGAGCGUUUCGUCGCCGAGUUUGCCGCAAACAACACGGCUGGACCUGAUGGCAAGAAUUUCAUCUACCUCGAUGAACCGAAUCUGCUCGCCUUUUUUGGUGUCACCAAGCACGCGGAUGGCACGCUCGAGUACAAGCCGGGCCAGGAGCGGCUCCUUCCUUCGUGGCACCGCAGGCCGCUGGCUGCGCAAUUCGGCCUGGGUGAUAUUGUUCUGACUCUCUUGAACGCCGCAAAGACCAACCCGCACCUGCUGAGUAUCGGUGGCAACGCUGGCAAGGUCAACACGUUCACAGGCGUCGAUGUCGGUGAUCUCACUGGUGGUCUCUACAACACGCAGACGCUCCUCGCGGACCCGGCCGCCCUGUCUUGCUACCUCUACCAGGGGUUCGAGUCGGCUCUGCCUAGUGUGCUCGGCAACCUUUACAAGGUCGUGGACGACGCCCUCUCGCUCUUGAACAAGAACUACAACCCCGUGUGGCACAAGGCAGCGACCGCCAACGGCAACCCCUGCAAGUCUUACCAGGCCAAUCUUGAGAAACAGUCUGCCAAAUACCCCGGUAGCAAGGUUGGGAACAAGUAGAUGACCCAAUGAACUACCCCGACGCUUGAGCGAUAGAUAUCUUGUACAAUCAUAAAUUUCGACUUCUUCCGGUGCAGGAGUUUUCAGCCAAUUGGCUCCCAGCUGGUCCAGUUGAUUGUCUCAUUGCGAAGCAUUAGGCGAUGCAUCCCGGCCAGGGUGUGAAGUGAGCCAGAGAUUA